Protomyces lactucae-debilis is the source of this 995-nucleotide messenger RNA. RefSeq names its product Alpha/Beta hydrolase protein. Bases 1 to 687 code for a protein of 228 amino acids. The record is from RefSeq and is a predicted model, not a curated record. The transcript has a single exon. Lineage: Eukaryota; Fungi; Ascomycota; Taphrinomycetes; Taphrinales; Protomycetaceae.
AUGCACGUCCAGGACGUCAUAAUACCCUCUUAUGAGACUAGUCGUGUGCUUCAAGGGCGUUUGUACAGCUCAUCUGCUGACAUCUCGUCUUGCACGGGUGUCGCUGUUGUCGCUCAUCCGUACGGCCCGCUAGGAGGCUCACAUGAUGAUCCAGUCGUCGUCGCCUUAGCACAAGCACUGACUCAGUCUUGCUUCCUUGCUGCUACAUUCAAUUUCGGCUCGCCUACUUCUUGGCGCUGCUCGAGAGAACGUGCUGACUAUCUGGCAGUCCUGAAGUUCGCCCUCGACAAAGUAUCAUAUAUCAAGCAAGUCGUAUGCUGUGGCUACUCCUAUGGUACGCUGUGUCUGCCUCCACUCAUGGAAAUACGGACACUUUGUGCGUCGGAAAGUGUAGUAGGCUACAUACUGGUCUCGCCAUUGUUACCGCCCGUUAGCACUCUCUUGACGCUGUCUACGAAGGACGCGUACACACACAUCAGAGAAUCAGCAGAACGGGAGAACAGCACAUGCCUUGCCAUCUUUGGCGAUUGUGACCAGUUCACUUCGCAUAAGCGUCUGGAUCGUGCCUGGCAGGGGCAUGGCAGGACUGUCCCUGGAGCAGACCACUUUUGGCGAGGCAGGGGCCAGAUCCAGUCCCUGGUUGAGUAUGUCCACGAGUACACAGACGCCCUGACACAGCGCCCAUGAGCAUUUCCAUACGAUCCAUGGGACCAUAGCUGCCUGCGUACAUCCUGCCCCUUGCCUUGUCAUGUGUCACCUGCGCAAUCAACCUACAUACGACACCAGCUCACGCGUAGACACGCACACUCCCUGCUCCCCUCCAUCUCCUGACACUGCCCGAGUCUGGCGACCUCUCUCCGCUGCUAUAUGCUACUGCUGUUCAUACUGUCUUUUCAUACUAGACCCUCAGAGACCAUCAUGAGCGCAACGACGCACGAGACGGAGGAUUCACACAGCAGCAGUGCAAUGGCCCCAUCGUCGCCAGCCAGCAGUAC